Molecule: messenger RNA, 1899 nt
Organism: Aureobasidium melanogenum CBS 110374
Lineage: Eukaryota; Fungi; Ascomycota; Dothideomycetes; Dothideales; Saccotheciaceae
Product: cytochrome P450
Exons: 5
Coding region: 1-1899 (632 amino acids)
Molecular function (GO): monooxygenase activity; heme binding; oxidoreductase activity, acting on paired donors, with incorporation or reduction of molecular oxygen
Source: RefSeq, a predicted model, not a curated record
AUGGCACUCAUCUCGCUGAUCGCGGUGGUCGUUGUAAUAGCGGUGGUAUCUUUCAUCAACUAUAUCAACACUUCGAAAAAGGAUCAGCUGCCGGCAGGAGUACAGAGACUGCCAGGCCCCAAAGGCUUCCCAAUCAUCGGCAGCGUACCAGACGUGCCAGACAAAAACAGUUUUCUCAAGUUCCACGAAUGGGGGCAACAGUAUGGUCCCAUCUACCAAACGAACCUCGCUGGCCAGAACCAUGUUUGGAUCACGCGGGAUCGUGUUGCCCAAGAUCUUCUCGGCAAGCGUGCCGCUAACAAUUCUGAACGUCCAUUUAUUCCAUCUCUCCAGGCCGACAAUCGUGACAGCGGCCAUUAUCUUCCUUUGAUGUCUCGAAACGAGUUGUGGACGAGGCAGAGAAAGUUCGCAAAGCAAAUCAUGGACAAAUCGUCAGCCAAUUCGUUUUACCACUACCCUGAACUGGAGUCGAUUCGUCUUCUAUUUGAGCUUAUGACGGAUCCUUCUCGUUACAAUCAUGCUCUGGAGUCCUUCAUCUCAAGAGUGACUUGCAGGCUUGGGUGGGGAAGUGCAGCUCCCUCUGACGAACUGAAACAGCGGGCAAGGGAACUGCUCAUAGGUGUUUCUCCAAAUGGUGCACUCACAAACAAACUAGGCUUCCUCAAGAAACUUCCCGAGGCUGUUGUACCAGCGAAAGCUUGGGAGUUUCGCAGAUACAGGACUGAAAGUCGAUUUUUCACCAUCUUGCAGAAUGAAGUCAGGGAGAAGCUCAAAAGUAAGACUGCUCCAGAGUCUUGGAUGCGUCACUUCCUGGAGAACAAGGCUGCGACUGGAUUCGCGUCUGACUUGGAAGGUGCUUACGCUGUAGGUAUGCAUGGCAUCGCUGGCGCACUUACCAUCGCUGCUCCCAUGCAGAGUUUCUGUCUUGCCAUGUGCCAUUAUCCUCAGUACCAACCUAUCUUACACGAGGAGAUCGACAAGGUCUGUGGUGACAGACUGCCAACACUUAGCGAUAUGCCCAAUAUGCCCGUGCUGCGAGCCUUCAUCAGGGAGACUAUGCGGUGGCGCCCGCCUGUACCUACCGGCAUCCCCCACGAGUCUGUCAAAGACGACAUUUACGAAGGCUAUUUCAUCCCUGCAGGCUCCGUCAUGCAUCCUCUCGAAUGGUCCAUUAGUCGUGACCCAGAGAUGUUCCCUAAUCCCGACGAGUUCAACCCAAUGAGAUGGCUGGAAACGAAAUAUCCUACCUACCAAGAGCCUUUGAGCAGAUACCCUACCAUAACCCAGUACAGCCAGUUUGGUUAUGGUCGCCGUAUCUGUGCGGGCAUGGGGGUCGCCGAGGCAGACCUCUUCGUCGGUAUCGGCAGUCUUGCCUGGAUGUUCUCUCUGAGCGCUAAACUUGAUGAGCACUUCUCUGAAAAGAUGUUACCGACAGACACAUGUAGGCUGUCUCGAAAGAAGACCGUCAAAAGGCCAAAGGCUUUGGCUCGAGCAAAGACUGUUACUUACAAGCUGCGCCUGCCUGGUUCGUCCCUUCCUGGCCAGUUUCCAGCUUUCUUUGAACAGCACACUGGCCCUGAUACUCCACCUUCGUCACCCAAAGCUCGAACUGCGAUGGCAGGUACGUCCGACAUGCCUGCCGUGAACAACAUGUUCAACUCCACCGCCGACGAAAAGGACUCAAAGCCUGAUCCCACGCUCGAGUACUCAAGUUUGCUGAUCGCAAAGCCUCUCCCAUUCAAAUUCAAUAUGAAGAUCAGAGACAAGAAGAAGGCCGAGCACGUCGCUCGCGAGUGGAUGUUCUACAAGAUGGAUGGUGAGUUUGAAGAUUCGAAAUGUUAUUGGGAAGGCGGUAAUGCUGGCAACAAACAGUAUGGAUGGGGUGAGGUGCACAAAUGA